Messenger RNA from Numida meleagris (helmeted guineafowl), 897 nucleotides. It is a transcript of the gene RFC5, whose product is annotated as replication factor C subunit 5. Gene Ontology annotation, cellular component: DNA replication factor C complex; nucleus. The record is from RefSeq and is a predicted model, not a curated record. Lineage: Eukaryota; Metazoa; Chordata; Aves; Galliformes; Numididae. Gene Ontology annotation, biological process: DNA repair; DNA-templated DNA replication. Gene Ontology annotation, molecular function: DNA clamp loader activity; ATP hydrolysis activity; DNA binding.
CUGAAUGCAUCGGAUGACCGCGGCAUCGACAUCGUGCGGGGGCCCAUCCUGAGCUUUGCCAGCACCAGGACCAUCUUCAAGAAAGGCUUCAAGCUCGUCAUCCUGGAUGAAGCGGAUGCCAUGACACAGGACGCGCAGAAUGCUCUGCGGCGAGUAAUCGAGAAGUUCACCGAGAACACACGCUUCUGCCUCAUCUGCAACUACCUCUCCAAGAUCAUCCCCGCCCUGCAGUCCCGCUGCACCCGCUUCCGCUUCGGGCCCCUCACCCCGGAGCUGAUGGUGCCCCGGCUGCAGCAUGUCAUCCAGGAGGAGGGGGUGGAUGUGAGUGAGGACGGGAUGAAGGCGCUGGUGACCCUCUCGAGCGGUGACAUGCGCAGAGCCCUCAACAUCCUGCAGAGCACCGCCAUGGCCUUCGGGAAGGUGACGGAGGAGAACGUUUACACCUGCACGGGACACCCCCUCAAGGCCGACAUCGCCAACAUCCUCGACUGGAUGCUCAACCAGGACUUCUCCACCGCCUACCGCAAAAUCACGGAGCUGAAGACGCUGAAGGGCCUGGCCCUGCAGGAUAUCCUCACCGAGAUCCACCUCUUCGUGCACAGAGUUGAUUUCCCACCCUCAGUCCGCAUCCAGCUGCUGAUCAAGAUGGCAGACAUCGAGUACCGGCUGGCUGCGGGCACCAGCGAGAAGGUGCAGCUGAGCUCCCUCAUCGCAGCGUUCCAGGUCACCAGGGACCUGAUCGUGGCCGAAGCAUGAGUUGGGCUGGGGCUGCCCCAGGUCCACGCUCUCUGCUUUAUGGUUCCUUUCUGCACGCCUCAGGCACGCAGCCUGAGGUACGAAAGACGGGCAGCGUUAUGUCUACACUUCAUUGGGAAAUGCAAACAUCUCUGAAGCCAA